Messenger RNA from Pisolithus orientalis, 1128 nucleotides. Its product is annotated as quinone oxidoreductase putative. The transcript is spliced from 7 exons. NCBI's taxonomy places the organism in Eukaryota, Fungi, Basidiomycota, Agaricomycetes, Boletales, Pisolithaceae. The record is from RefSeq and is a predicted model, not a curated record. Gene Ontology annotation, molecular function: oxidoreductase activity. Bases 1 to 1128 code for a protein of 375 amino acids.
AUGUCCACCAUGAUGCGCGCUAUCUUAAUCAAAGAGGGUAAAGGCCCCAUCGAGAACCUAUACAUCGGUGAGGUCGAAAAACCAGUACUCAAGGAGGGUCAAGUGUUAGUGAAGAUCGUCGCAUUUGGUCUGAAUCGCAUGGAUUCAUUACAGAGGGAGGGAAAUUAUCCUCUCCCUCCCGGCGCCUCCACCAUUUUAGGGGUUGAAUUUUCUGGGCGCGUCGACUAUGUCGAACCUGGCGUCACCAAGUGGUCAGUGGGUGAUGAAGUGUUUGGCUUAUCCAGUGGUGGUGCAUAUGCCGAAUACAUCGCAGCAGACCAAGAUUUAUUGAUCAGAAAACCCCCCCACCUAUCAUGGGAAGAUGCAGCAGGUAUUCCAGAGAACUUCGUUACGGCCCAUCAAGCAGUGACUUUAUACGGUGAACUGAAGAGGAACGACAACGUCCUCGUACAUGCUGGUGCCUCAGGAGUAGGCAUUGCAGCGAUACAGAUGGCUCGCAGUUUUGGCGCGAGGUCUGUCACAGCAACAGCAUCAAACAAGGAAAAGUUAGACUGGCUUCUGUCCAUCCCGAGCGGUGCAACCGAGGUCGCAAACUAUAGGACAGAAGAUUUUUCAACAACAGUCAAAAAUGCUACCGAUGGAAGAGGUGUCGAUGUGAUAGUUGAUUUCGUUGGGCGUACCCAUUGGGAGAAGAAUAUUGAUUCUCUUGCUCUUGAUGGCAGAAUGACAAUACUUGCUACACUGAGUGGUGAGAUCGCUCUUGAUCACGUGGCUACUGAUCCCAAUGUCAGUCGCAAAGGCGGCGUGGUCCCCAAGGUAGACUUAGGUCCUAUCCUUUACAAGCGUUUAAAGAUCCAGGGGUCGACUCUGCGGUCUCGAAGCUUGGAAUACCAGUCCAACCUCAUUAACAGGUGUGCUCGGAAUUUUGUAGAGUUCCCAAAGGUAGAGGUUAAACGCCCUUGCAGCGCAGCUUUUCAGGACGUAGUCUCCAAGAUAACAGGCAGCGAGGGGGACGGACCAAUGCGCGUUUAUAUUCACAAAGUGUUUCCCUGGACGGAGAUACAGGCAGCCCACAAGGAGAUGUCGGACAACAAGAACUUAGGGAAGAUCGUUUGUAGGAUUUCGUAG